AGAUUUCCAGUUUUACGCUUUCUUAUUUUCUACUUCACGGAUUGUGAACUUGCACUUGGACGGCUCAAGUUGUCCGAGUUUUCGGUUCCAAGAAUUGGUGUGCGAAAGAAGAACAUAUCACCGAAUGAAGUUUGCAUCUAUAUUAUGGAAGGACUAGGUGAUGAAGUAGCUCCAAUAGAUGCAGCUGAGGGGGCUCACCUUCAGGGCAAAGAGGUUGAGUAUUUAGUGAAACCUGACAGCUGCAACAUGUUGGAGUCCCAAGAAAUGGUUAUACCGGGUGAGGUUAAUGCUCUUGAGAGCUCAUUCCAUGUCCUUGGAGAGGUGUUGGAAGGUAAGAAUGUGUUUGAACAGGGGUGUACCAGCCCUCGCACUAUUGAUGAUGCAAAUGACAUGGUUGAAGAGUUAACUGUGAGAAAUUACAAUGGUUCUAACUUACCCAUGGUUGGUACAUCAAAUAAUAGAGAAAGAAUGCAGUUGAGGCAGAAUCAUUGGCAACAGUUUUAUCAGUUGGUUGGUGGAUCAGGAAGUGGGGGUUCUUUUGGCAACAGGGACAACAGUCAGGCAAUGCCAAGUCUGUCACAGGAUGUAGGGUAUGCUGAAUUUCUUGGUCACAAACCUUUGAGUGAUGGGCGGAAUGAAGUUGCAGAACAAUUGAUGAGAGGUGACAUUAAUGAGGUUUCCGGCAGUCAGCUAUUGCAUGGAGGUAUCAAGACAAAGAUUCUAUCAAAAUCAGGAUUUUCUGAAUUUUUUGUUAAAACUACAUUGAAAGGUAAGGGGAUUAUAUGUAGAGGUCCAUCUCAUGAUGCCACUAGAGUUGAGCUUAGACAUCUGAAUAACACAAAAUCUACUGGGGGAACUAUGGUGGCUCCUAAUCCUCCAUUGAAGGCUGCUGGAAGCCCUGUAGUGGCUUCUAAUACGUCACUAAUCUUGGGUGAUAGAACUGGUAUGAAUUCUUCCAAUGGGAUCGUAGGGCCAAGGACCGGUGAGUGUGAUCAUGGUGGGAUGAACUUGAGAGAAUGGCUGAAAGCUCAGUGUCACAAGGCAAACAAAGCUGAGCGCUUGUAUAUAUUCAGACAAAUUGUGGAUCUGGUUGGUUAUUUUCACUCUCAGGGAGUUGUUUUGCAUGAUUUGCGCCCAUCUCGCUUCAAGUUGUUGCAAGCUAAUCAGGUUAAAUAUAUUGGUUCUGGUGUCCAUAAAGGUCUUCUAGAUACUGUCCUGGAUAAAGAUUUCCCCCCUUCAGAGAACUUUCUGAUUCGGAGAAGGCCAAUGGAGCGGGGGAUGGUUUCCUCAGUUGGUCAUUGUGCCAAAAAGCAGAAGUUCAAUGAGAACGCAAACAUGACUCAGUGGCCUGUGUUUCAUUCUAGAGCUGGCCUCAAAAUUGAAACCAUAAAUAAUACCCAAUUUUCUUACAAUGAAUCCAGUGAAGAUUGUCCAAAUACAGAAUUUAGCAACUCUGGGAGCCUUCAUGCAUCUAAUUUAGCUCAACAGCAGUCAAUCUCUGUGAAUGAGCAGUUGGAAGCCAAGUGGUAUGCAAGUCCAGAGGAACUUAAUGCAGGUGUUUGCACAAUUUUAUCAAAUAUUUACAGUUUGGGUGUGCUGCUUUUUGAGUUGCUUUGUCGUUUUGAAUCUGAAAGAGCACAUGCUGCAGCAAUGUUAGAUCUAUGUCAUAGGAUUUUUCCUCCUACUUUUCUGUUAGAAAAUCUCAAGGAAGCUGGAUUUUGUCUUCGGCUACUUCAUCCAGCACCUUCUUUACGUCCAACAACCAGGGAUAUCCUACAUUCUGAAGUAAUUAAUGGAUUCCAGGAAGUAUUUGAAGAAGAAUUAUCAUCAUCCAUUAACCAAGAUGAUACUGAAUCAGAGCUAUUAUUUCAUUUCCUUAGUUUAUUGAAAGAGCAAAAGCAGAAGCAUGCGUCGAAAUUAGUGGAAGAUAUUACAUGCUUAGAAACUGACAUUGAAGAGGUUGAGAGAAGACACUCUUUGAGAAAACCUCUAACUUAUCCUUUCAUUAAUGUGAGGGAAUGUAGGUACCUUGGUAAAGAACCUUCAAUUUCAGAGACGCAUUCUGGUUUAUACCCAUUUUCCAGUGCCAACGAAAUGAGAUUAACGAGAAAUAUCAAUCAGCUUGAAUUUGCUUAUUUCUCUGCGAGAUCGAGAGUCCAGUUUCGCGAAACUGAUUCUAUGACACGGCCAGAUAAGGAUUUAUUAAAAAAUUGUAAGAACUGGCAUUUGGCACAAAAUGAUGAAGAAAUACCAAACCCUACUGAUAGCGUUGGAGCCUUCUUUGAUGAUUUUUGUAAGUAUGCUCAAUAUAGCAAGUUUGAAGUUCGUGGAAUAAUGAGAAGUGGGGAGUUCAACAACUCUGCAAAUGUAAUCUGUUCUUUGAGUUUUGAUCGUGAUGAGGAUUAUUUUGCUUCUGCCGGCGUCUCUAAGAAAAUAAAGAUAUUUGAGUUUAAUGCACUCUUUAAUGACUCUGUUGAUAUUCAUUAUCCAGUCAUUGAGAUGUCGAACAAAUCAAAGCUUAGCUGUGUUUGCUGGAAUAACUAUAUCAAGAACUAUCUGGCAUCAACUGACUAUGACGGUCUGGUUAAGUUAUGGGAUGCAAGCACCGGUCAAGCUAUCUCUCAUUACAUCGAGCAUGAAAAGAGAGCUUGGUCUGUUGACUUUUCUGAGGUAUAUCCAACAAAAUUAGCUAGUGGCAGUGAUGAUUGUUCUGUGAAACUAUGGAACAUUAAUGAGAAAAGCUGCUUAGGCACCAUUAGGAACAUUGCAAAUGUCUGCUGUGUUCAGUUUUCUACUCAUUCCACUCAUUUACUGGCAUUUGGAUCUGCGGAUUACAAAACAUAUUGCUAUGAUCUUCGGAAUGCCAGAGCCCCAUGGUGUGUUCUUGGUGGUCAUGAUAAAGCUGUGAGCUAUGUGAAAUUCCUGGACUCAGAAACUUUAGUUACUGCUUCCACUGACAACACAUUAAAACUUUGGGACCUCAAUAAGACUAGUAGUGGUGGCCUGUCCUCUAAUGCUUGCAGCUUAACCUUUCGUGGACAUACUAAUGAGAAGAAUUUUGUGGGAUUAUCCAUUGCUGAUGGUUAUAUAGCUUGUGGUUCAGAAACGAAUGAGGUUUAUGCUUACUAUAGAUCUCUGCCCAUGCCAAUAACUUCACAUAAAUUUGGAUCUGUUGAUCCGAUUUCUGGGAAAGAGAUUGAUGAUGACAACGGGCUGUUUGUAUCAAGUGUUUGCUGGAGGGGGAAAUCAGACAUGGUUGUUGCUGCAAACUCUAGCGGAUGUAUUAAAGUGUUGCAGAUGGUUUAAGGAGAAGGUUAAUUGCCGAGAACCAUCAAUAGCUGGCAUUAUUUUUAGAACCUUAAGGUUGCCAAGGUUUCUUGUGAAGUCUUAUUCUUAAGCAGUGAAGCCAUCUUGGUUUCAGGCAAAUAUGUCAUUCAUGGUAGGACGCUGAUUCCGCUCAGAGGAAGGGCUUUGAUGCAUGGAAUAUACUUUGCAGAGUAAAGUCAGCCAAAGUGGAGUUAGGGUUCCAGAUUAUCAAAUUAGCCAGAACUAGAUUCCAAUGAAACUCGUAUAGGUUUAAGAAUCUGGAAUAUCCUGAUGCCUCCAGGGUGUAGGCUUAAGAAUCUGGAAUAUCCUGAUGCCUCCGGGGUGUCCCGAGAUAGAGAGAAUCAAAUUGUAAAUAUGGGAAAGAAAAUUUGAGCUAGAGAUAACUUUUCUAUAAGAGGCUGUCGGCCGCGGUUCAUGGAGCAAGACUGUGUUAUUAGGAUGUGUCUUCUGCUAUUGCACCAUGAAACAAAUGUGCAGUCCUUUUAAGCCUUUCCAAUAAAGGACUAGUUUUACAGGGGUUUUUUUAUUGAUACAGCUUAGAGGUAUACUUUGAUAAUUUACUCGAUUCUAGGGAAUUCUUUAUUGGGUUGUAACUAAGCAUUCUAUCAUUCCAUGUAAACCAAGGUUUUACCUCUGUAAAUCUACAAAUUUUGACGUAUAUGAUAGUUUUGGCUUUAAGAUCAAACGCGUUUCUCUUCUCUUAUUUGGUUGCCAGGUUUUUAUUUGUUUUCCUGAGUUCACAACAAUUACAUGAACUUUGCUUCUUCUUCAGAAGAUCAGAAAUGUUUCAGGCAGAAACUCUUAAUGGACUAAUUUUCAUGGAAUAUUUACGAGCUAAUUGCAAAGUCUCAAGUAGAAACCAGCCAAAUGUUUUGAACAAGAGAUCAGUAUAUUGUGCCUCA
Messenger RNA from Durio zibethinus, 4229 nucleotides. RefSeq names its product protein SPA1-RELATED 2-like. Gene Ontology annotation, biological process: photomorphogenesis; protein phosphorylation. The record is from RefSeq and is a predicted model, not a curated record. NCBI's taxonomy places the organism in Eukaryota, Viridiplantae, Streptophyta, Magnoliopsida, Malvales, Malvaceae. Gene Ontology annotation, molecular function: protein binding; protein kinase activity; ATP binding.